This is a messenger RNA of Triticum dicoccoides, 861 nucleotides long. RefSeq names its product early nodulin-like protein 1. The coding region runs from base 97 to 693 and encodes 198 amino acids. Gene Ontology annotation, cellular component: plasma membrane. The transcript has a single exon. Lineage: Eukaryota; Viridiplantae; Streptophyta; Magnoliopsida; Poales; Poaceae. Gene Ontology annotation, molecular function: electron transfer activity. The record is from RefSeq and is a predicted model, not a curated record.
CUACACUGCUCACCCCUCAUGUGCUCCUCCUCCUGCUCAUCUAGCUCAAGCCAGUAGCCAGUAGCCACACCCAAUCCCAAUCCCAACCCAACGCCGAUGGGCACGCCGACGACGACUCUAGCGGCCCUGGCGGCGCUGCUGCUGUGCCUGUGCGUCUCCAUGUCCUCCGCCGCUGAGUACAAGGUGGGCGGGCUGGACGCGUGGGGGGUGCCGCCGUCCACCAAGCCGGACGUGUACGUGCGUUGGGCCAAGUCCGUCCCCGUCAAGCUCGGCGACGCCCUCUUCUUCCUCUACCCGCCCAGCCAGGACAGCGCCGUCCAGGUCACCGCCAAGGCCUUCGCCGCCUGCGACGUCUCCGACCCGCUGCUCAAGCUGGACGACGGCAACUCCGUCUUCAACCUCACCAAGCCCGGCCGGGCCUACUUCACCAGCGCCGCCCCGGGACGCUGCCGCAAGGGCCAGAAGCUGUCGGUGGACGUGCCUGGACCCGAUGGGAAGCUGCUCAAGCCGUCCGCGGACGACGAGGCCGCGCUCAAGGCGCUCUCUGCGCUGCCGCCUGCCGCUGCCCCGUCCGAGGCGCUCCCCUCGCUCUCACCCGACGACGCCGACGACGACUCCGCUGCCUCCAUGGCCCUGCACCGGGCCGCCGGAUCCGUAGGUCUCGCUCUGUCUCUCACCCUCCUGUGGCUGUGAUUCUUCUUCUUCUUCCUCCCAUCCAUUCCAAUUUCUUUCUUUUUUGUAAGAUCAGAAACAAGGGGAGGACGCCAUUGUAUUGUAUUGUACUGUACUCUACUCCGGAGUAGUAAUUUAUUUGUUUGGAUUGGAUUAUAAGUAUAAUUGAUUGAUUGAUUGAUUGAUUGA